CAUCAGGACAGCUGUAGCAUGCUAGCGUGCGAAGAGGCUGCGUAGCUAAGCUAAAACUUCCGCUAUUUCAGAUGUGUACAUAAUCGAUCCUGCUUAUUAACCUUUCUCGUAACGAAGUCUGAAGAGUCGUGGCUAUAACUUGCUUCAGUGACAUAUCGAUAGCAAACAGGCAGAGUAACUGUUACCCUGUCAGCUGGCUAACAGAGCCGGCUAAUAACUCGGUGCACCGCGGGCUGCAUGGUGUCGCCGAGCUAACCUGCGCUAAACUAUCCUCAUCAUCUUAAUUUAACGAAGCUUCGUGUUUGUUUGUCUUUCCUUCGCAGUGUCAAACAGUUAUUUUACGUGUUAUUUCACGUGCUAAUGUCGGAGAUACUGUCAAGUUGUAUUUUUAUUUGCUAAUACUAGAAGAUUGAUUUGUAUACCAGUGUGGACGGAAAGUAACCUUAAAUCAGACACACACGGUUAGAUUAUGUCAUCUUCCGUCAUUACUGAGGAUCUUCUUCUUUUGAUUGGGUUUAUUGGCGGUUGACAACCUGCUUAUGAGCUGGAAGGAAGACUGAGAAUCCUCACAGCCAUGUUAGCCUUCAUGGUCUCAAUCAGUGGUGUCUUGUGCUAGGUGCGUUCGACAUGGUAAAUACCGCAUGUGUAUUAUUGAAUAAUUAGCCUAGAGUAAAGUUUGGCUCAAACUGAAAAGUGAUCAAGUUUUUCAUUAGUUGCACGUUAAAAAGCUCGGCUGUGUUGAGCAUAUGGAGUCGGAUGUGCUUUCAUUGUCAGUUUGUGCUGCUGCUGCCACAUGACGAAGUUCAGCCUCUGUCCUGGUGAAGUCGUUUGUCCUCUGGCAUGUGGAAUGAGGCUAACAGUGUAGCACAAGCAGGAAGGCCCUGGGAGCCACAUCUCACUACCAGCAACAAGUGCUAAAGCAAAUUAUCUUCAGUGUACAAGGUGUUUUUAAUAUUGUGGAGAUGGCAAACAUAAGUUUGAAGUAGCAACUAAUACAUUAUUGACUUGAGCGAUGGCAGCAUUGAAUGUAUUACUAUUGUUGGUGCUCUGCAGUCUAAAGGGUCACUGAAAGGACUUAAAGUUUAAAGAGCAGGUGCCCUCAAGAUGUUGCCAUAGAGAGCAUAUGGUCAGUCUGGCUGGUUGAGGUGUGGAGGGGACACCACAAAACCAUGCCAGGAUUUCCACUGUCCUGAUUAAGCCUCCACAUCAUUCAUGUUCAUCCCUGGAUUGUAGCUACAAUUAUGGUGACGCUUCUCACAGAGCAGCUUCGUAAGCAGAGUCUGGAGGAGCCUUAUCACAAGGCUUUCUCAUUCAGCGUGAAAGCGUCAUUACCAGCAGUGGGCUCCAGUCCCACUCUUUCCUGGAGUGCUGGUAGAUCAAGACGAGAGACUAGCUUAGCCACCUACUCAUCAUUGAAAGGACAACAUCCAGCUGAAUCCUGUGGACAUGGUUCCCUUAGGCCUACUUCCCACUCUGGAGUACAUCUCCAGAGCAUGAAAGUUUCCUUCACAGAUGAGGCUCUCCAAAGCUCACCUCCACCACCACCUCCCAAACGCCACUGUCGGUCCCUUUCUGUUCCAGAGGACCUGUUUCAAUGCCGCUCUGCCUGGCAUCCUAGUGCAUCCAAGGUUUGGACCCCAGUCAAACGUGGCUGCCAAAGUGGAGGAGCAUCUAGUUCAGGCUCUGCUGCCAGCUCUUUGCCACUUUGUGGUCCCAAUUCCUCUUUCACCUCUUCCUCUCUUCACUCAUCUUCUAGCCCAACCUUUUUUAGCUUAGCGCUCUCCUCUGACUCUCCACUUCCAUGGAGCUUCCCAUGGGACCCCUGUGAUACACUGAAAGGAGCUUGCUCUGCUUCCUUUGCUACUCCUUCCUCCUGCUCCUCUUCACCAGCCCCCCUGAUUUCUCAUUCUGUGCUCCAACGUCGCUUCUCACUCUCUCCAGUGCACAUUCAGGACACCCCUGUUGUGCUCCUGCCGCUUCGGCCCUCCCUUGCUUCAGCUGUGACAUAUAGCUGUUCUGGCAUGGAGCACCCAGCCCUGUCUCAAUCGCCUACUUCAGCCUGUAGUACACCAACUUCUUCCAGGCGUGACAUUCAUCCACCGCUGCCGCGAUGCCACUCUCAGCCCUGUGACAUGCGCAAACCUCGAUUGAAGAGGCGCCAUGAUGCAGAUGUUCUUCCCUAUACUAGACCAGGCCUGGACUUCAGCAAAAUGACACAGAUUGGUAAUUGUGAGAGCCUAGCAUGUGGCACAGGUGGCUGCAUAGUUCCAGUGUCGUCCCAGGCAGAGCAAUGCUCAGCCUUCUCCCCUGCUGACUUCCUGGGACGAGGCAGCAUUGGACCACUAAGUGAAAGUGAAGAAGAGGAUGAGGAAGACGAAAGAAAAAGAACUGUGAUAGAUGGAGGACAGAAGAUUGUUUUUGAAAGAGACUGCACAGAACUGGACUUAACCCUCAUAGAAGAAAACUGACGACUUGUUGGUGCUCUCCAUGUGAUUAGAGAAUCCAUAACCAUGUAAAGCACACUAGUAGGCUUUGUGUGCUCUUCAGGCAGAAUCCUUGGGAACCUUUUGCCCACCAAUGGCUUACCUUCACAGGUUGUAAUGAAGAACCAAACAUUUUGGGUUAUCUAAUAUAAAACUACAAGGUGAUGAUUGUAACCCUUGAGCACUAGUUCUCUGAUCAACAUUUCAUGAAAUGUCAGUGCCUGCCAAUUCAACACUCCAUAGGGAAAUGUGCAUGAACGAAUAAGCAAGUUUUCAUGUGCGGUUUUUUUGGCUAAUAUUUUAUAUUGAUAAGUCUUAAUUAGUGUUAAUUGUUGGUAUGCCUUGAUAUGUUGCAGAUCCUUAUCAAAUAUCAUCACAUAUUGCAGUAAUUUGCAAUAUUAUUUGCUCACAUGUGGCACAUGAAAUACACACUUAAGUCAGACUAAAUGGAAUUAAGGUGUGCAUUUGUCAGUGUCCAUCAGAUACUUAUGGGUAAUUAGUCUACAUAAGUGUGUGGUUCUUUGAAUUUGGUCUUUUGAAGUGUUGAACCAAAUAUUACAAUGCAUAAUUCAAAAUGGUAUGCAGGCACGGCAAGCAUAAAGAUACUGUCCAAUAUAGAACCAUAUAAAUGAAUAUGGUGCAUGAUUUGUGUGUUCUGCAAUCAGACAGUGCCACAAUGACUGCCGUGGCGACUCACUAUUACCACUUUUUGAUCUUGGCACAACUGCUUCCUAGAUGUUUUAAAAAAGAAAAAGCCAAAGAAAGACGGGUAAAAUUACGAAACUGCGCAUUCUCUGGGAAUUCAAAUGUCCCUGAGUCAGCAGAAACUGGUUUUGUAGAGAUGUUUCAACUCUCAUCCAAGCUUUAGUUCUAGAACUGAAGAAGCCUCUUCAAGGAGAAGUAAAACAUCAAGAAAUCUGCGAGUCCAAUGGCUACGGAUUCAAUGACAUUUGGAGUACUAUGACCUGGAUGAAUAAGAGUCUACACAUACACUCUUGGGAAGUUUGCAUUGAUGCCACUGCAACAAUGUUGGCUUGCUUACUGUCAGUAUUUCACCAGAUAUGUCUAUAUUAAUGCUCUGGUCGAACAAUAUACAUUCCAAGAUUUUGCUGCAGUUCUUAAAUUCUCUCUAACACACACUCAUACACACACACAUAAUUAAUGAAUUCAUUACAUCAUCAAAGAGAAGGCUGUCAGAUAGGAAUAAACCUUCUUCCCUUAAAUGUAUUAUUUUCUCUGGAGCCUUUUAAAUAGCUUGGAUUAAUGCACCACAACAGCAGUCUUACUGAUGAUACUAUAAACUGACCAUGCCUUAAGCUUAAUAUACAGAGUUCUUGGGGCUGUGGUCUUUUCACAGCCAGACAUUUUUGCAACCUCCAUUUGUGCUGAUUCAGAUAUUUUUGAACAAAUAGUACAUGCACUAUAAUUGUCAGUUGAAUAACUGAACUGAUGCUGCAGCUGGACUUAAAAGGGCACAAUGAAAUGUAAUGUACAGUGGUUUGAGUAAGUACACAUGUUGAGCCAUUUCUAUGAGUGACAAAGAUGGUGGUGACAUAGAUGAUUUGGUGGCCUUUCAGAAAUGAUUUUUCAUGUGUUUUCAGAUGGAAAUAUUCCUGUUGCACAAUUUAUGUACAAAUAAACUUUAAUAGAGAAUGAUAA
This is a messenger RNA of Solea senegalensis (Senegalese sole), 4142 nucleotides long. Its product is annotated as protein FAM53C-like. Gene Ontology annotation, biological process: protein import into nucleus. The transcript is spliced from 5 exons. Bases 1242 to 2468 code for a protein of 408 amino acids. The record is from RefSeq and is a predicted model, not a curated record. NCBI's taxonomy places the organism in Eukaryota, Metazoa, Chordata, Actinopteri, Pleuronectiformes, Soleidae. Gene Ontology annotation, cellular component: nucleus.